Messenger RNA from Nothobranchius furzeri (turquoise killifish), 2732 nucleotides. RefSeq names its product LEM domain containing 3 (gene lemd3). Gene Ontology annotation, biological process: nuclear envelope organization; negative regulation of BMP signaling pathway. The record is from RefSeq and is a predicted model, not a curated record. NCBI's taxonomy places the organism in Eukaryota, Metazoa, Chordata, Actinopteri, Cyprinodontiformes, Nothobranchiidae. Gene Ontology annotation, molecular function: chromatin DNA binding.
CAGUAAACACCACCGAAUGAGAAGAAGUAGCAGAAGAAGAACCACCACCUUCUAUUGACGACAUUUUUUCCCCAAGAUGGCGACCACGCAGUUAACGGAUGAAGAGCUUUUUUCUCAAUUGAAGUGUUUUGGUUUCACCCCCGGUCCGGUCACGGAGAACACGCGUCCGGUGUACCUGAAGAAACUGAAGAAGCUUCGCGAAGAGCAGCAACAGCGUGGCUCCAGGUCGGGUAAAGUCCGUGGCAGCGGAACCAGUAUCAGCAGCUCGGCGGCAUCUAGGCCAGCUAGACAUGACGUCACGCAGUCGAGACCGGGCCCAAAGUCUUCAGUCCUCGGCUUCAGCUCAGACGAGUCUGACGCUGAAACUCCUCUGAGACGGAAGGCCCUGGAUCACAGCCGGAGGGGAAAUCGGGUCGCAACCAGUCUACAGCCCAAAAUCAAACUAGUUUCACCGCGAACCGAGACCAUUCAGCGGCAACAUGACGGUGGGACUACCGAGUCCUCAUCCCAGCUACCAGACAGACAGAGGGGCGCCCCGUUGGACCGAGAUCUCGGUAAGGGAUCCAGGCAUUUCCAUGAACUGAGAGACGAGGAUCUAGAUGAAGAACUUCAGAGUUCUCAUCCCGUUAAUGGUCGCGGGGUAUCCCGGCCCAGUAAUCUAGCUGGAGAGUACUCGGACUCCGACGAGGAGGAGAUUGGGAGCCCUGGAGUCCGAGACCGGGGCCAGAGCAGCCUGGAACUUCGACAGAGCCACACAACCGUGCCAUUUUCCUUCCAUAGGGCGUCUCAGGUCGGAGGAAAGAACUCUACUCCUGAUCUACCAGGGAAUCCAGAAAUGGAAGGCGCAGAAGAGACUGAGGGUUAUUUGAACCCAUUAGGAGGUCCACGGAGCCACAGGAAGAGGAGAUGCGUGUUCCUGGACGAGGACCACAAAGGAAACACCAACAAGAACAAUCACGUUCACAGCGAGGACGGAGAAGCCAGAAGUAACGCAGUAGGCCUGAGACCGCGCUUCUUCAGCAGCCAGACCCAGACCCGGACCCACAGGGGGAACCAUUCUAACCACAACUCCAUUCAGAACCACUCCUGCAGCCAGGCGGUUCCGAAGAAGAAGCUAUCUGUACCAGAGGACGAACUGCUUCUUCAGUUCAGGAGAGAAGAACCAGUGUCCUCCGGGACCUUCAGCGCCCACUACCUGUCCAUGAUCCUUCUCACGGCGGCCUGCCUCUUCUUCCUGCUGCUGGGUCUCAUGUACAUCCGGAUGGGCGGUUCGGGGUCCCCCCCAAGGGAUGGUGUUGUGAAGAGCCACCCAUUUGGCAGUGACUUUGACUCUUCAUAUGAUGAUGCAGAGAAAGAUGUUGUCCUUAACCUGCUGCUCAGGCUUCAUGACCACCUGGCUGUUGUUGCUGGCCACCAUGACUGUGGAGACCAGCGGUAUCCCAGGAGGAACCUGACCCUAGCAGAGGCCUCAGAGUUUUUAUUGGCCCAGAAUCGGGACUUUGAAGGUAUGAUUUACAGCUCUCUGGAGUGGAUCAUCAAGGCGGGUCAGGAUGUUGGUAUAAGGCUGAGCGGGGAUGUGGCUGAUGAACCAGUGACUGACGUGUCUGAGAUCUCCUGGUUAGAGUCCACACAUCCCAUGAUGCCAUUCAUGUGCCGCUUUCAUCGAGCUCUGCUGACGGUGACCGUAAAACUCCUCCUGUUGGUUGUUGUGGCAGGCUGUGUGUUGAGUGUGGUAGCCCUGGUGAAGUAUCGGUGGAGAAGGCAGGAGGAGGAAACGAGGCAGAUGUAUGACCUGGUAGAGCGGAUCAUUGAUGUUUUGAGGACUCGUGGUGAGUCCUGUCAGGAGAACCAGGAGCUGCAGCCGUACCUUCCCAUCCCACAUGUCAGGGACUCCCUGGUUCUUCCUCAGGACCGGAAGAGGAUGAAGAAGGUCUGGGAGCGGGCCGUGAGAUUUCUUUCAGCCAAUGAGUCGAGGAUUCGAACGGAGAAUCAGAGGAUUGAUGGAGCAGAUUUCCUGGUGUGGAGGUGGAUCCAGCCUUCUCUCAGUUGUGACAAAUCCAAAGGAUGGCAGGGAAAAGCUUUCCCUUUGGACCGGAGGAAUUCCCCUCCCAACAGCCUCACUCCAUGUCUGAAGAUAAGGAAUAUGUUUGACCCGGUCAUCGAGGUUGGAGAUCACUGGGAUUUAGCCAUUCAAGAAGCCAUCCUGGAGAAGUGCAGUGACAACGAUGGUAUUGUUCAUGUUGCUGUUGACAAGAACUCACGUGAGGGGUGUGUGUAUAUGAAGUGUCUAUCUCCAGAACACUCAGGGAAAGCCUUCAAAGCUCUCCACGGCUCCUGGUUUGAUGGUAAGCUGGUGACGGUUAAAUACCUGCGUCUGGACCGGUACCACCAGCGCUUCCCACAGGCCCAGGGCUGCAGCACGCCCCUGAAGGCCUCCAGCCUCCACCAGAACAGCACGAACGCUGCAGCUUACCAUCAACAGCACGAGUCAGUCAGCUCUUCCAGCUUCUCCUGAGACAUCUGCUGUUCUGCUUUUUUCCUCCCAGAACUCUGCUGCUGGGCCCACUCACUAUUUUAAUACCUUCAGGACUUUUGCUCCUGCUAUUGGAUUAUUAUUAUUAUUUUUAUUCCACACUGCGGAUACGAAAGAGAUGCAGCAGAGUGGAGCACGUUCUGUUAUAACAUAUAAACUGUAUAUUUCAAGUGUCAGAAUAAAAUCUUUGAGUAUUUUA